Molecule: messenger RNA, 1737 nt
Organism: Botrytis cinerea B05.10
Lineage: Eukaryota; Fungi; Ascomycota; Leotiomycetes; Helotiales; Sclerotiniaceae
Gene: Bcagx1
Product: Bcagx1
Exons: 3
Coding region: 292-1449 (385 amino acids)
Cellular component (GO): peroxisome
Molecular function (GO): L-serine:pyruvate transaminase activity; L-alanine:glyoxylate transaminase activity
Source: RefSeq, a predicted model, not a curated record
GACUGUAGCACCCAGAUUCAAGCAUUUCCUUACCCAGAACCCUCAUUCUUGUCUAAUAGAGCUUCAAGUAUUGGUCCAAUCGGAUCAUAACGGAACGGAACGAUUUCCACGCUGGCUUUCAGACGGGUGUUUUACCCCGCCAUUCCUCAAAUCGUGGCUCCCCAAGCUCGACUGUCUGCUAUUGCACGACAGAUAAAUCCCAAUCUACUCGACAAUUCUACAAAUUCGAUAUCUACAACUCCAUCGAGAAGCUCCAGCAAUUCUGCAAAAGUUCAAGAAAAUAUUCUCAAAAUGUCGUCUCAACAAGCUCAUCCUACCUUGCUCAUUCCGGGCCCAAUUGAGUUUGAUGAUGCUGUCCUGCAGUCUAUGAGCCAUUACAGUGAAAGUCAUGUCAGCGCCCCAUUUGUAGCAGUCUUCAGCGAAACUCUGUCUAUGCUGCGCAAGCUCUUCCAAGCUACCGAUCCCUCUUCCCAACCGCUCGUCAUUUCCGGUUCCGGUACUCUUGGAUGGGAUCUCGUGGCUGCUAAUUUGGCAGAACCAGGUGAUGAGGUGUUGGUUCUCCAUACUGGCUAUUUUGCCGAUUCGUUCGCGGACUGUUUUGAAACUUAUGGCGUCAAACCUACACAAUUGAAGGCGAAGAUUGGAGAGAGACCUCAAUUGGAUGAGAUUGAAAAGGCGUUGACGGAGAAGAAAUAUAAGUUGAUCACGGUUACUCAUGUGGAUACUUCGACGGGAGUUCUGAGUGAGUUGAAGAAAUUGAGUGAGCUUGUUCAUCGCGUUUCUCCGGAGACGUUGGUUGUGGUAGAUGGUGUCUGUAGUGUGGGAUGUGAGGAGAUUGAAUUCGAUAGUUGGGGUUUGGAUGCUGUUAUUACGGCCAGUCAGAAAGCGAUUGGUUGUCCAGCUGGUCUUUCAAUUUCGUACUAUAGUGGUAGAGCGAUUGAGACAUUCAAGGCUAGGAAGACUCCGCCAGGAUCAUAUUUUGCUUCAUUCAAGAAUUGGUUGCCAAUUAUGCAAAACUACGAAGCUAAAAAGCCAUCCUACUUUGCCACUCCAUCUCCUCAAUUAAUCCACGCUUUACACACUUCUCUCACCCAGAUUCUCUCUAUUCCUCUCUCUGAACGUUUCGCUAAACACAAAGCUACAUCACAAAAGAUCAAAAAGGCAGUCGCGGAUCUAGGCCUCAAACAAUUGGCACCUAAUCCUGCUGAUCAGGCAAAUGGUAUGACUGCUAUCUACCUUCCAGAAGGUGUUAAAGCCCCAGAGUUGUUGCCAAAUUUGGUGAAGAAGGGAGUCAUUUUUGCUGGAGGCUUGCAUAAAGAGAUUGCGGCAAAGUACAUUAGAGUGGGUCAUAUGGGAGUUAGUGUUAUGGAUGAGAGUAGGGAUGAUGUAGAGAAGGCUAUUGAGGCGCUUGGUGUAGGAUUAAAGGAGGCAGGGUAUCAGAAGGCUUAAUUGCGUUCUUUGGAGAAAUACAAAGGGUGAGAGGGGUGUCCAGGAAUGGAAUGGAAUGAGAGUGGUAUCUCCUUUCUAUAUUAUGAUGGGCGGAUAUUAGUAUUUUUCGAAAAUUAUCAUGGAUAUGUUUGGAAUCGUUUGGAGGAAUUCAAAAUCACUCUUAGGUGGGGAUGGGAAUAUACAGAUAGGUUGGAGAGGUCAAAAUUUAUUGUCUAGGUGGUUAUAUUAAAUGGAUGAAUACGGAUAAAUGCAUAUAGGAACUAGGUAUAUAUAUGAAUAAAUAAACGA